Anastrepha ludens (Mexican fruit fly) is the source of this 1925-nucleotide messenger RNA. RefSeq names its product alpha-1,2-mannosyltransferase ALG9 (gene Alg9). Gene Ontology annotation, cellular component: endoplasmic reticulum membrane. NCBI's taxonomy places the organism in Eukaryota, Metazoa, Arthropoda, Insecta, Diptera, Tephritidae. The transcript has 4 exons. The coding region runs from base 69 to 1907 and encodes 612 amino acids. Gene Ontology annotation, biological process: protein N-linked glycosylation. The record is from RefSeq and is a predicted model, not a curated record. Gene Ontology annotation, molecular function: alpha-1,2-mannosyltransferase activity.
ACACGGUGUCUUAUCACAACGAAAUUCGAGCCCAUAUCAGAUUAACCUGUUUUCGUUUUCUGUUUAUCAUGGCCCCUCCGGCCGCACGGCAGCGGUAUAAUGCUAAUAAAUUAGACAAUGGCAUCGGCCUAACAAAAAAACCACCUAGGAAAAUUGAUAGCAACCAAAGAAAGGAUUUCAAGAAGAGUUCAAGUGGGAUGAAAACAAAUGCUUCUGUUGUGGCCACAAAUACUAGAACGACAAUUGUACCAAGUGUAGAGACUGCAUUUAAGACUUUUAUUAGUGCGCGUUUGUGUAGCGCUAUUUGGGCAUACAUAUCUGAUUGCGACGAAACUUUCAACUACUGGGAGCCACUUCAUUAUGUUAUUAAUGGCCACGGUAUGCAAACGUGGGAGUAUAGCCCACAAUUUGCUCUACGCUCCUAUACAUAUCUGUUAUUGCAAGGUGUGCCCGGCUGGAUAUACCAAAAACUCUUCAAUCCAAGUCCAAUUCUUAUUUUCUACAUGAUACGAUGUAUUUUAGGAUUUGGUUGCGCUGUUAUGGAGCGUUUUAUGUAUAAAUCGAUCUGCCAAGAGUUCGGGAUACACAUAGGACGGCUAUGGUUGAUUUUUCAGCUUUUCAGUGUUGGCAUGUUUGUCUCAAGUGCUGCUUUAUUGCCAUCAUCUUUCUCAAUGUACUUUGGAUGUGCCGCUAUUGCUGCAUGGUGGCAACUGAAGUAUAGUCUGGCGAUAUUUUUUGUGGCUAUUUCAGCUUUACUUGGCUGGCCUUUCUCAGUCGUAUUAGGUGUGCCAAUCGCUUUAGAUAUGCUGCUACGUAAACGGUUGUGGAGGACGUUUUUAACAUGGACGUUGAUUUCUGCAAUUACCAUCGGAAUUCCAAUGGUUGUUAUCGACAGCACCUACUUCGGUAAAUUAGUUAUCGCGCCAUUGAACCUAGUAAUGUACAACGUUUUCACCAGCCAUGGACCGAAUAUAUUUGGCACCGAACCAUUCAAGUAUUACAUAAUCAAUGGAUUCUUAAACUUUAACAUCAUUUGGAUGUUUGCUCUAAUUACACCGGUUAUGCUACUGAUUGAUCAUUUUGUGGUACCAGCAAAAUCCAAGUCAACGUUAAAUUUUCCACGGUAUCUAUCAUUAGCGCCUCUAUAUCUCUGGCUGCUAGUUUUCUUUCCACAACCACAUAAGGAGGAACGCUUUCUUUUCCCCAUUUAUCCGCUAAUAUCACUGUGUGGCGCCAUCACUGUUGAUGUUUUUCAACGCAUUUUCUAUCGGCUAAAGUCAUUAUUAGCGGUUAAGAGUAAAACUGCGGUGGGCUCUCACUAUCUGGAGCACACAAUGUUCAUUGCUAUUUUCGUUAUGCUUGUAAGCACUUUGUUAGGUUUGUCAAGAGUAUUUUCUCUGUAUCGAAACUAUCACGCACCAAUGGAUAUUGUUAUGGAACUGAACAAAUUUAAGACGUCCGAGCAAUAUCAAGAUGACAGAGUAUAUAAUGUGUGCAUUGGAAAAGACUGGUACCGUUAUCCAGGUAGCUUCUUUUUGCCGGCCAAAAAUUUCCGCUUACGCUUUUUGAAAUCGGAGUUUCGGGGCAUUUUACCAGUUUACUAUACGGACGGAAAAAAUGCUACACAAGUAGUGCAUCCAUAUUUCAAUGAUAUGAAUCAAGAAGAUGAAAGAACGUAUUUUAAUUACAAUAACUGCGAUUUUUUGAUAUAUUUCGAUGAAGGGAAAUAUACAGAGCUGGAACCCAACUACUCCAAUUAUACCAAAGAUUGGAUCAACACAAAAACAUUACCAUUUCUUAUUCAAGAGAAAUCACAUAGGCUCUUCAGAGCUUUUUAUAUACCAUUUUUUACGGACGACUAUAUUUCUUACGGGCAUUUCAAUUUACUUAAGCGUAAAAUAAAAUGAAGUUAAGGAAUAACGAUA